Messenger RNA from Lactuca sativa (garden lettuce), 4085 nucleotides. It is a transcript of the gene RDR6, whose product is annotated as RNA-dependent RNA polymerase 6. Gene Ontology annotation, molecular function: RNA-directed RNA polymerase activity. Gene Ontology annotation, cellular component: nuclear RNA-directed RNA polymerase complex. Gene Ontology annotation, biological process: siRNA processing. The record is from RefSeq and is a predicted model, not a curated record. NCBI's taxonomy places the organism in Eukaryota, Viridiplantae, Streptophyta, Magnoliopsida, Asterales, Asteraceae.
CCCAUUUUUGGUGAAAGAGAGAACCCAUUCCCGCGUGAGUAUCACAAAAAAGAAUCAGUUGUCCUCUCUCUAUUAUAUUCUAAUAAGGACAAUCACCAGUCUGUUUGCUUUUCUUCAUCAAUCCAUUGCCUUUUGAUCGCAUUCAGUUUAAUUGUUUCUCAGUGUAUCAUUCGCUUUCUGAAAUGGGUUUCAUCAUUUCUCACAAAUGAACUAAAGGUUUGACGUUUUAUUAACACUUGCAUGAUCCAAGAAAGAAGCCCUUUCUUAUAAAGUUCCAAACUUUACACUCAAACAUCUUUAAAGAAAAAAAUGGAGUCUGAGAGAAGUGACAAGGAACUAGUGGUUACACAAGUCAGUAUAGGAGGGUUUGAUAAUAAUAUCACUGCAAAGAGGCUUUUGGACUACAUUGAAGCAAAAGCAGGACAAGUUUGGAGGUGUAGGCUAAAAAAAUCUUCAACACCUCCCGACACUUACCCUGAAUUUGAUGCUGACCUGGAAAACAUUCAAAAACUGAAUGAUUAUGAGAAAGUAGAGCCCCAUGCUUUUGUCCAUUUCGUUGACCCUGAUUCAGUCAACUCUAUAAAAGAAGCUGAAGGCAAAUGUGAACUUGUUCUGGACAACAACUAUUUAAAGGUCAACUUAGGGCCCGAAAAUCCUUACCGAAUGAACCAACGUAGAAGGACGAAAACGCCCUUCAAGUUGUCAAAUGUGGUUCUGGAAAUCGGGCUGUUAGCUAGCCGGGAUAAGUUUUUAGUAGGCUGGAGAGGGCCUUCUUCUGGGCUUGACUUUCUGAUUGACCCGUUUGACUGUAGUUGUAAGUUUCUCUUUACCAAAGACACAGCUUUCUCUUUUAAAGGUACAAAAGAUCAUGCUGUGAUUAAAUGCAACUACAAAGUGGAAUUUUUAGCAAGAGAUGUGAAUGAUAUCAAAGAGUACAUGGAUUAUUCACAGGCAUCUCAGGUGUUAGUUUUCCAGUUAGCUUCAGCUCCUCUGAUCUCCUACAGAACAGCAGAUGAUGACAUUGCUAUUACACACCCAUCUGAAAUGUUGGAUGAUGAUGAUCCCUGGAUCCGGACCACUGAUUUCACGCCAGGUGGCGCGAUUGGGAGAUGCAACACCUACCGUAUUUUGAUCCGGAUCCGUGAUGUCCCAAAAGUGAAAAAAGCUUUGGAGUUUCUUAAAGAACAAAGGGUACACAUCGAUCACCCUACAAGAAAUCUAAAAGUUGAAAACGAACCAGAUUUCGGAUCCCCUUUGCGGGACCCGUUUUUCUGCAUUCAAUACAAGAUGGACAUACCCUUCAAAGUCUUGUUUUUGGUGAAUGCUGUGUUAAAUAAGUGCAUCAUUAAUCAACAUCAAUUCACAGAAAAGGUAUUCGAUUUACUUAGGGACGCGAAAGAGGAGGUGACUGUUGCUGCCUUAAAACACAUCUGCUCUUACCGUAGACCUGUGUAUGAUGGAUUUACACGGGUCAAAAUCGUUCAAGAAUGGCUGAUGAACAACCCUAAACUCAUUGAUGAAGAAGGAGGACAAAAGGAUAUCAUUGAAGUGAGAAGAUUGAUCAUUACUCCAAGUAAAGCCUAUUGUUUGCCUCCAGAAGUUGAACUUUCAAACCGUGUUCUUCGACACUAUCGCGAUGUUUCUGAUCGGUUUUUACGUGUCACCUUCAUGGAUGAAGGUAUGAGAACAUUAAACAACCAUGUUCUCAAUUUCUACCCUGCUCCCAUUGUAAAAGACAUAACAUCGAGUUUUAUAGCACAAAAAACAACCAUGUUUAGACGUGUGAAGAACAUUUUGAGUCAAGGGUUUUACUUAUGUGGGCGAAAAUACUCUUUCUUGGCUUUUUCUGCAAAUCAAUUACGUGAUCGAUCCGCAUGGUUUUUUGCUGAAAAAGACAAGCUUACUUGUAAAGAUAUAAUCUCUUGGAUGGGGAAAUUCAAUAACAAAAAUGUCGCGAAAUGUGCUGCAAGAAUGGGACAAUGCUUUUCAUCAACAUACGCGACAGUUGAGGUCCCAAGACAUGAGGUCGAUUUGGAACUCGAAGACAUUAAAAGAAACGGGUAUACAUUCUCAGAUGGGGUCGGGAAAAUUUCUCCUGAACUUGCCCUUGAAGUUGCUGAAAAACUACAAUUGAAAGACAAUCAACCAUGUGCAUAUCAGAUUAGAUAUGCAGGGUGUAAAGGGGUAGUUGUGUGGUGGCCUGAUAAAAAAGGAGAUAAUAUAAAACUUUCUUUAAGGCCAAGUAUGAAUAAAUUCGAAUCUGAUCACACAGUUCUUGAAAUAUGUUCUUGGACUAGGUUACAACCCGGGUUUUUAAACAGACAGAUUAUAACUUUACUUUCGGCUUUGAAUGUGGAAGAUGAUAUCUUUUGGAAUAUGCAAAUGAAAAUGGUGAAGAAGUUGAACUUAAUGCUUACAGACACUGAUGUUGCAUUUGAUGUCCUCACAGCUUCAUGUGCUGAAAGUGGAAACACAGCUUCGAUAAUGUUGGGUGCGGGUUUUAAACCUCAAAGUGAGCCUCAUCUUAGGGGGAUGUUAAGUAGUAUUCGAGUUGCUCAACUUGAAGAUUUGAGGGAAAAAUCAAGAAUUUUUGUGCAAGAUGGAAGGUGGUUAAUGGGGUGUUUGGAUGAAUUGGGUGUUCUUGAACAAGGUCAGUGUUUUAUUCAAGUAUCGAAUCCGUCUGUUGAGAAUUGUUUUGCGAAACACGGGUCAAGGUUUUGUGAUACAGAUAGGAAUUUGAAGGUGAUUGAGGGUAAUGUGGUAAUUGCAAAAAACCCGUGUCUUCAUCCGGGUGAUGUUAGGGUUUUGAAAGCAGUGAAUGUUCCGGGACUGGAACAUCUUUUCGAUUGUUUGGUGUUUCCCCAGAAGGGUGAUAGGCCCCACACGGAUGAAGCUUCGGGAAGCGAUCUUGAUGGGGAUCUCUAUUUCGUUACCUGGGAUGAAAUGCUUAUCCCACCUAGUAAAACAAGCUGGCCACCAAUGGAGUAUACUGCUGCCGAAGCUAAACAGUUGCCACGCGAUGUUAAACACUCGGACAUAAUAGAGUUUUUCACAAAGAACAUGGUGAACGACAGUCUUGGAACAAUUUGCAACGCGCAUGUGGUCCAUGCUGACAUGAGCGAUUACGGAGCUCUGGAUGAAAAAUGCGUAAAACUGGCAGAACUAGCCGCCACAGCCGUCGAUUUCCCAAAAACCGGGAAGAUUGUCAGCAUGCCACCUCAGCUGAGACCAAAGCUAUACCCUGACUACAUGGGUAAAGAAAGUUUCCAAUCUUACAAAUCCAAAAAAAUCCUCGGGAAACUCUAUCGCCAAAUCAAAGACGUUUACAACGAUGAUGUCAUGCCGUCUUCAGAGCUUCACAUCCUCCCAACCCAUGUUCCAUAUGACAAAGAUCUUGAGAUUCUAGAAGCUUCAAACUUUAUAAAAGAGGCAUGGGGAUCUAAGCUAUCAUAUGACAGACAACUAAACGGUCUUCUCGGACAGUACAAGGUGGCCCGUGAAGAAGAAAUUGUCACGGGUCAUAUAUGGUCAAUGCCAAAACACAGUAGCAAGAAACAAGGGGAAAUGAAAGAAAGAAUCAAGCAUGCUUAUAGCGCGUUAAGGAAAGACUUCCGGAAGGUGUUUGACCAUUUAGGUCCUGAGUUUGACCAGCUUCCGGAAGAAGAGAGAAACGUGAUGUUUGAGAGAAAGGCGUCGGCUUGGUACCAGGUUACUUAUCAUCCGGAUUGGGUUAAGGAAUCAUUGGAUUUGCAAGAACCUGAUGGGGGAAGUGAAACUGUGAAUUUGAGUUUUGCAUGGAUUGCAGCUGAUUAUCUUGCGAGAAUUAAGAUUAAGAAAAGGGGAAAAGGAGACGGGAAUUCGUGUAAACCGAUUGAUUCGCUUGGCCGAUAUCUUGCUGACCGCAUGUGAUUUAGUUGCUGUUACUGUUACAUACUUUUGGCUGCAAGACCACUCUGCCACUUUCUCCCUGAAUCAAGGUGUUGGUUUUUCUUUAUUAAUGCAAUGAAAUCAUGUUCAAUAUUAUAUAUAUUUAAAGGUGAGACCUAAUGAAAAAUCAAAAGUCGUAUUUUUCUGACUUUUUUCUA